UAGACAACGGGUCCUCACAUAAUUUCAUCAAUACCGACUUGUCCCAGAAGCUGAACUUACCAACCAAGAAUAUCAAACCUUUUGAUGUACGAGUAGCCAAUGGUGAGAGGCUGCAAUGCACUGAAUCCUUCCGAAAGGUGCCAAUCAGGUUCAGCGGAGUUACGGUGAAGGCUGAUCUCUAUGCCUUACCUCUGGUUGGGCCGGAUGUCAUCCUAGGAGUACAAUGGCUCGAGGGGUUAGGCAAAGUGACCACUGACUAUCGUACAAGAAUUAUGGAGUUCAACGCCGGAGGUCAGCAAGUCACACUAAGUGCGGGCAAUGAAAAAGGUGCCAAAGAAGUAGGGCUUAAGAGUAAUGAGAAG
Striga hermonthica is the source of this 362-nucleotide messenger RNA. Lineage: Eukaryota; Viridiplantae; Streptophyta; Magnoliopsida; Lamiales; Orobanchaceae. The record is from the annotation of a GenBank genome assembly.